AUGGAGUCAACUGCGCAAGUGAAGCUGCUUUCAGCUGUCAAGAAUCUGCUCGACACUGGCGCGUUCUCCGACCUCACUGUAACCUGCGGUUCAGAUACCUACAAGGUCCACAAGAACAUUGUGUGUUCGCGUGUGGAGUUCUUCGCUCGUGCCAUGAAGUUCGGCGGCAAGGAAGCUAAGGAGGGUACUGUCGAUCUGCCUGAUGACGAACCUGCCAUUAUCAAACUGUUGUUCCAAUGGAUCUAUAAGGGCGAGUAUGGGCCUAGCGAAGACAAGACACCGGCGUCUCCUGCAGUUCUGGAGUCAACCUGGCUCGUCUCGAUGCGUAAUUAUGCGGCUGCGCGACGCGAUAGGGAUUCUAUCCCACCUCAUAUGAGGAACGAACCAGAGAUCAGCGAUUCAAGGAUCCCCCACACCUGUCUAUUCGAAGGAUGUAUGGAAAAGGUCUGCCAGCACCAUACCUGCGGAACCGAUUGCGAAUACGAGUGCGUUGGCUUCCUUUGCGGUAUCUGCAAGCCCAUCACAGGAGAAGCCAGCAACAAAGCUGAGGCGCUUCUCAUCCACGCCAAGAUGUACGAGCUUGCCGACAAGUACAGUAUUGCGGACCUCAAAGAUCUUGUCAAGGAGAAGUUCCAGCUCGCUUGCCGGCUGUCGUGGGACACUCCUACGUUCGCCAACGCAGCUCACUACGUCUUCUCUACCACCCCAGAUCAAGACAAAGGCCUACGGGACAUCGUGGCCUCCACUAUCACUAGUCACGCGAAGAUACUCUUGGAACGUCCGGAUAUUGAGGCUCUCUUGAGUGAGUUCAACGAUCUAACCCUUGAUCUACUCAAGGCCCAGGUGUUUAUGGUAUCUUUCGAUGACGAAGGACAGAGGUUGGCACCUGGUGGUCACGAAGGGUGGUCGUCACUCCGCACAAUCGGCUCAUCAUAG
Messenger RNA from Alternaria conjuncta, 936 nucleotides. RefSeq lists its product as uncharacterized. NCBI's taxonomy places the organism in Eukaryota, Fungi, Ascomycota, Dothideomycetes, Pleosporales, Pleosporaceae. Gene Ontology annotation, molecular function: protein binding. The record is from RefSeq and is a predicted model, not a curated record. Bases 1 to 936 code for a protein of 311 amino acids. The transcript is spliced from 3 exons.